AUGGCCACAGUUAAUGAGGUGAAUCGUAAAAGAACGUUUGAGGUAGUGUUUAAUAACACAAACUAUGAAACAAAUUGUUCAUGCAAGGUAUUUGAGAGACAUGGUUUACCUUGUAGGCACAUGGUUUGGGUAUGGAAGGCAAAGAACCUAGCCAUGAUUCCUGAGAAAUAUGUUCUUAACAGAUGGACUACAAUGGCAACAAAAAAGCCAAUAUUUGACUUGGAAGGCAACAUUUUAGACCAAUGCACAAGAAUGGUGGACAAGAAGAAAAUCUUGAAUGAGCUUUGGUCAGAAAUUUACAAUUGUGUAAGUGAGGCUGAGCAGAAUGAAGAAGAUAUUGCUGAACUUGUUAAAAACCUUCGGACCUUGAGAUUGGACAUGGAAGCCAAAAAGAGUGCAAAUAACACUCGUAGCAAAGCACAAGACAUAGAGCUCCUAAUUGGAUCUGUGGCUCCUAGUGAGACAACAAUCAAACCCCCUAAGAUAUCAAGUAACAAGGGAAGUGGCACUAGAAGCGGAAAAAGGAUCAAGGGAGAGAGGGAGAAGGCAAUUGAGCAACAUCAAAAGAAAAAGAGGUUAUGCAGCGCUUGUGGAGAGCUUGGAUACCAUGACCUUCGAAAUUGUCCGUCAAAGAUACCUUCAUGA
This is a messenger RNA of Beta vulgaris subsp. vulgaris (sugar beet), 645 nucleotides long. RefSeq names its product protein FAR1-RELATED SEQUENCE 1-like. The record is from RefSeq and is a predicted model, not a curated record. Gene Ontology annotation, molecular function: zinc ion binding. NCBI's taxonomy places the organism in Eukaryota, Viridiplantae, Streptophyta, Magnoliopsida, Caryophyllales, Amaranthaceae. The coding region runs from base 1 to 645 and encodes 214 amino acids. The transcript has a single exon.